AGAUGGAGGGCUGGGGAAGAAAGAGCGAUGGCGGAUUCCUUAUGAACACGUCGGUUCUUGCCGCUUUCGUGGUUAGUGGGGCUGGACCCUAUCCAAUUUCUGGCCCGCCUUCCAAGCACUUCUAUCUGCCUCUCUUUCGUGUUAUAGCCAUAGAAGGUCAACAUCACUUGUUUUCAUAUCCACGUUUCGUCUAAGCAAGAUUUCUGUUACUACCUCAACAGUUGACUAUGAACAUUGCCUGCCCUCCCCUUCACGUCCAA
Aureobasidium subglaciale EXF-2481 is the source of this 260-nucleotide messenger RNA. RefSeq lists its product as uncharacterized. The transcript has a single exon. The annotation marks the transcript as partial. The record is from RefSeq and is a predicted model, not a curated record. NCBI's taxonomy places the organism in Eukaryota, Fungi, Ascomycota, Dothideomycetes, Dothideales, Saccotheciaceae.